GGACCUUUCAGGCCAACCAGUCUAACGUGCACGCAACACUGCCGCUCUAAUCCCUAAACCACAUCCCCCAGGUGCAGACUCUUGAGCAGCUCCAGGGAUGGUGGCUCCACCGCCCCCCUGCACAGCCGCUUCCGAUGCCUGGCCACAGGAGCAGUGACAAAUGGGACAGAAUCCCUCACUGAGCUGCUCGCCCGCUGCCACGCGAUGCCACUCACAUCUAGCAUGUCCUUCUGUUCACAUCUGCCCACAUCUGUCUGCAUCCCUGUCGCGACACAGCACGUGCACUGGGUUACAGCCCCGCUUCUCUUGUUCCUUGCAGGAUAAUGCCGGUGAGAUGGAGCCGCUACAACCCCAGCUACCUGGAGCCAGAAGUGAAAAAGGAAUCGUAUCAGAAACCUUUAGAGGAGCUGACUGAGGAGGAAAGGGAACUAAUGGAGCUUAAGGCUGUUCGCCCAAUCAAAGCUGCUCCUCCCACUCUGUCCAGUUCCGUGUUCAGCGACCCUAUGAUCAGUAAAUUCACCAAUAUGAUGAUGAAGAGUGGAAAUAAAGUGCUAGCCAGAAGCCUCAUGUCUCAGACUCUGGAGAACAUUAAAAGGAAGCAGCUGGAGAAGUACCACAAAGCUCCAGAAAAUGAGAAGGAAACAAUUGAAUGCAACCCCUACGUAAUUUUCCACCAGGCUCUCAAGAACUGCCAGCCCAUCAUCGGGCUUAGCAACAUCACCAAAGGAGGCAAAACCUACCAGGUGCCCGUCCCGCUGACGGACAAUCGGAAGCGCUUCCUGGCCAUGAAGUGGUUGAUCACAGAGUGCAGGGACAACAAGCACCGCCGGACAAUGAUGCCAGAAAAGCUCUCCCAGGAGCUGCUCCUGGCCUUCAACAACGAGGGGCCUGUCAUCAAGAGGAAGCACGUCCUGCACAAGAUGGCAGAGGCCAACCGGGCGUACGCCCACUUCCGCUGGUGGUAGGGACCCUGCAUGGGACACGCUGCCACGGCCUGGAGAGCAGAGCCCCGGGGCUGCCAGCCUGGGACAGGGAGAGGUGGGAUAUCCCUUGCAGGCAGUUUCUUAUCUAACCCAGGGAAAGCUCACGCAUCCCCACAAGGUUGUUUUUCUUUGUGCUUGUUUGGAUGGGGGAAGGGGGAAUCUGAGUUAUUAGCCCCAGCAGGGCUGCUCCAGUUAUUUCAUAAUCACUUCCCUGUGAAGACAAGCCUUAGAUGUUUUUCUUUUAGCAACGCUAAACAAAAUCAUCUUUCACUUACCUUUAUCCUGGGGAUCUGAAAGUCUCUCUGCUCCUCAAAUCAGCAAUGUUUUUGGCUGCAGAGCUAAGAGCAGAGCUGGAUUCUUUUCCACAGGGAUUGGUACAACAGGCAAUAAAAGGCUCUUUUUGAUUUUUUUUGUUUUGGUCAUCAGCAACAUGG
Messenger RNA from Ficedula albicollis (Collared flycatcher), 1417 nucleotides. It is a transcript of the gene MRPS7, whose product is annotated as mitochondrial ribosomal protein S7. Gene Ontology annotation, biological process: ribosomal small subunit assembly; translation. Lineage: Eukaryota; Metazoa; Chordata; Aves; Passeriformes; Muscicapidae. Gene Ontology annotation, molecular function: structural constituent of ribosome; rRNA binding; mRNA binding. Gene Ontology annotation, cellular component: ribosome. The transcript is spliced from 4 exons. The record is from RefSeq and is a predicted model, not a curated record. Bases 324 to 965 code for a protein of 213 amino acids.